UCCUGGUCGGAGCGUAGCUGUUCCUAGGGGAGGUGAGAGGUGGAUCAGCAUGGAACCUUUCGACAGCCCUGCAGCCUAGAGCCAGCCGUGCUGCUCACUUCCGAGCUGAGCUUUCUCCGAGGCGCAAACAGGAGAACCAGCCGUGCAACUGGAAUUUGAAGUUCCGGGGUGGGCGGGGAAGGUACUGUCCGUGGUGCUGAGCCGGAUCCCGGCAACCGGCUCCGGGGAGAGCGCGAAGCCGCUGAUCCGCUCCCUCGAAUUGGGGCGGUCGGCUAGGGUAGCUUGAAGCUGAAACCCUCGCCCAGCUCAAAAAGCCUGCAGAGCCUCCCCAGUCACCGGCGCUUGGCCCUUAUUUCAGUCAGAAAAUCGCCCCCUUGGGGCAGUUCGUCCCAAAGGGUUUCCUCGAAAGUGUCUGAGAGGGCGCAGUUCUUGACCGAGGGAAUCUCUCUGUUUAGCCGUGGAAGCCAUCCUCUGAAAAAGAUGCCUGCCUUCAACAGAUUGUUUCCCCUGGCUUCCCUCGUGCUCAUCUUCUGGGCCCAUGUCUGCUUCCCCGUGUGUGUCGAAGUGCCCUCGGAGACGGAGGCCGUUCAGGGCAACCCCAUGAAGCUGCGCUGCAUCUCCUGCAUGAAGAGGGAGGAGGUGGAGGCCACCACGGUGGUGGAAUGGUUCUACAGGCCUGAGGGCGGUAAAGAUUUCCUUAUCUAUGAGUAUCGGAAUGGCCACCAGGAGGUGGAAAGCCCCUUCCAGGGACGCCUGCAGUGGAAUGGGAGCAAGGACUUGCAGGACGUGUCCAUCACUGUGCUCAACGUCACCCUGAACGACUCUGGCCUCUACACCUGCAAUGUGUCCCGGGAGUUUGAGUUUGAGGCACAUCGCCCCUUUGUGAAGACCACACGGCUGAUCCCCCUCCGAGUCACCGAGGAGGCUGGAGAGGACUUCACCUCUGUGGUCUCAGAAAUCAUGAUGUACAUUCUCCUGGUCUUCCUCACCUUGUGGCUGCUGAUCGAGAUGAUAUAUUGCUACAGGAAGGUCUCAAAGGCGGAAGAGGCAGCCCAAGAAAAUGCGUCUGACUACCUUGCCAUCCCAUCAGAGAACAAGGAGAACUCUGCAGUCCCAGUGGAGGAAUAGCAGAGAAGGGGUGUGACUUGAGGUG
Messenger RNA from Equus quagga, 1153 nucleotides. It is a transcript of the gene SCN3B, whose product is annotated as sodium voltage-gated channel beta subunit 3. The record is from RefSeq and is a predicted model, not a curated record. NCBI's taxonomy places the organism in Eukaryota, Metazoa, Chordata, Mammalia, Perissodactyla, Equidae. Gene Ontology annotation, cellular component: voltage-gated sodium channel complex. Gene Ontology annotation, biological process: regulation of heart rate by cardiac conduction; sodium ion transport; ventricular cardiac muscle cell action potential. The transcript is spliced from 5 exons. Gene Ontology annotation, molecular function: sodium channel regulator activity. The coding region runs from base 481 to 1128 and encodes 215 amino acids.